Molecule: messenger RNA, 1223 nt
Organism: Vicugna pacos (alpaca)
Lineage: Eukaryota; Metazoa; Chordata; Mammalia; Artiodactyla; Camelidae
Source: RefSeq, a predicted model, not a curated record
AGCGUUGCCCGACUUCCGUUUAAACCAAUCAUCUCAAGGCGCAUGCGGGUCGGCUUCACGCUGGAAAAUGGCGGGGAGGUUGGAGCUUCUGGAAGUGGAGCCGCCGGAGGUCGCGUCGGAGGCUGAAGGUCAGACCAAGUCUUCAAAGAAGACUGAAGAUUUGCUGGAAAUGGUGAAAAAGCUGCAGAAAGAGGGUAGCCUGGAGCCACAGAUCAAAGAUCUGAUCAACCGGAUUAAUGAACUUCAGCAAGCAAAGAAGAAAUCCAGCGAGGAACUGGGAGAAGCCCAAGCUCUCUGGGAGGCCCUGCAUAAGGAACUGGACUCCUUGAAUGGAGAGAAAGUGCACCUAGAGGAGAUUUUGAGCAAAAAGCAAGAGGCACUGAGGACCCUCCAGCUGCACUGCCAAAGGACGGACCGUGAGGCCCAGAGGUUGCAUGUGGAAGAACAGCUGGAGGAUUUGAUAGGCCAGCACAAGGACCUCUGGGAAUUCCAUGUGAGCCCUUAUCAUUGUUACCAGCCAAAGCCACUCCUCCCCUGGCUUCAGUGUCUCUGCCAGCCUACCCAGGGUCCAUCUACUGCUCAGGCCCAAUGCUGUGAGGUAGUCCUUGACUCCUUCCUUCCUCUAACCCCCUCAACUUAGUCCUUCAGCUUCUGCCUUAAGCCUAGCCACUUCUUACCAUCCCCCACUGCCACACCCAGCAUCCGUGGCCGAGACCCUUACAGUAGCCAUCGCUGAGCGUGCUGCCCUCAUGCUCACCAUAAGAGUGCUCAUCUUGCUGUGGAAAGUCAUUCCUUCGUUCAGCUAAUGUCACUAGAUGCGUCCGGCAGCAUUCCAAAGGGACCAAGUCUUUGCUGUCCCCAAGCUGGCUGGGGGUGAGGGGAGCUGUACCCAGACUCUAAAAAAUAAAAUAAGUAGAUAGAUCAUGUUAUGCCACUUGGGAAGUCCUCUCUGAGCAGGUGACAUCUGAACACAGGAAGGAAGGAAGGAAGUGAGGAAGUCAUCUGAGUAAAUGUCCUUUGGAGGCUGAACUGUGCCUGUUGUAUUUGAGGAGAAAACUAUAGGGGUGAGGGUGGGGUGGGAGUGUGGGAAGACAUGAAGUUUGAGAACAUGGUGAGCUAUUGAGGGGAAAAGCAUCCUCACCGGCGCCCGGCCAUAUCACAAGCUGCACAUUGAAUUAAUAGAUAGCUGAACGAAAGAACGCCCGAAUUCAGGUAAGGACUUU